AUGCCGUUGCCCCCGGGUGUCUACCGCGCGGACCAGGUGGGGUCCUUUCUCCGGCCGGAAGCCGUCCUCGCCGCUCGUCAGAAGGCCGCCGAUGGCAACAUCUCGCCUGCGCAAUUACGAGAUGUCGAGGACGAGCACAUCGCCGCCGUCGUGCAGCAAGAGAUUGCCGCUGGCCUGCGCUCAGUGACGGACGGCGAGUACCGCCGCGCCUGGUUCCAUGUCGACUUCUGCGUCCACCUCGACGGCGUGGAGCGCGCAGGCAAUGUGUCGUCCACCAACAUCACCACCCACGGCAUGACGCCGCCGCGCCUGGUCGUCGUCGGCAAGCUGGGCCAUUCCAAGCCCGUACAGGUCGACGACUUCAAGUACCUGGAGAAGCAAAUAGCCGCCGCCGGCGCCACCGGCACGGUCACGGCCAAGGUCUGCAUUCCAAGCCCGACAAUGGUUCAUUUUAGGGGCGGCCGAGACUCCAUCGACAAGGACGCGUAUCCCACGCUGGACCCCUUCUUCGAGGACCUCAAGCGCGUGUACCAGGAAGAGAUCGCCGACCUGUAUGCUGCGGGUUGCCGUUUCGUGCAACUGGACGAUACCAACCUGGCAUAUCUGUGCGACGAGGGCAUGCGCAAGGAAGCCGAGAAACGCCAUGGCGAUCCGUCCCACCUGGCCGAGCAGUACGCCAAUCUAAUCAACGGUGCCAUUUCCAAGCGGCCCCGCGACAUGACUAUCGGCAUCCAUCUCUGCAGGGGCAACUAUCGGUCACAAUGGUUCGCUCAGGGUGGAUAUGAGCCGGUCGCCGAGGUGCUCUUCAAGAAAUUAGACGUAGAUGUGUACUUUCUCGAGUACGACGAUGCGCGCUCGGGUGACUUCUCACCACUGCGGCACCUGCCCGAGAACAAGAUCGUGGUCCUCGGCGUCAUGUCGAGUAAGAUUGCCACCCUAGACGACAAAGAAGAUAUCGUCCGCAGAGUAAAAGAGGCUGCAACGUAUUGCCCCCGUGGCCUGGACCAGCUGUGCCUUUCGCAUCAAUGCGGGUUCAGCUCGACGAUGGAGGGCAACGAUUUGACCAAGGAGGAGCAGUGGGCAAAGGUUCGUUCAGAGGUCGAUAUCGCAAAGUCCAUAUGGGGCGAUGACCUAUCUAAGUAG
This is a messenger RNA of Phaeoacremonium minimum UCRPA7, 1143 nucleotides long. Its product is annotated as putative methionine synthase protein. Bases 1 to 1143 code for a protein of 380 amino acids. Gene Ontology annotation, molecular function: 5-methyltetrahydropteroyltriglutamate-homocysteine S-methyltransferase activity; zinc ion binding. NCBI's taxonomy places the organism in Eukaryota, Fungi, Ascomycota, Sordariomycetes, Togniniales, Togniniaceae. The record is from RefSeq and is a predicted model, not a curated record. The transcript has a single exon.